Hirundo rustica (Barn swallow) is the source of this 1848-nucleotide messenger RNA. RefSeq names its product ras-related and estrogen-regulated growth inhibitor-like. Gene Ontology annotation, molecular function: GTPase activity; GTP binding. The coding region runs from base 4 to 852 and encodes 282 amino acids. NCBI's taxonomy places the organism in Eukaryota, Metazoa, Chordata, Aves, Passeriformes, Hirundinidae. The record is from RefSeq and is a predicted model, not a curated record. The transcript is spliced from 4 exons.
GAAAUGGCUGCAGCCUUUGGAAAAGGGACUGAGUCUCUGAUGUGGGCAUUUGAAGGCUCCACACCCUUGGCCAGGUCCCUUCUCCCAGCUUCUUUUUUUUUGCAGCACUUGUGUCACCUGGAGUCUGCGUCCCACGGGUCAGAAGUGUUCUGGGGUCCGAUGGAGAGAGUCGAGAUGCCACUCAAGGUGUUUCCAGGCUUGUCCCUUCUUCCCAGGAUGCCCAAGGCACAUCCAGCGCUGACCGUGCGAUUCAUUACCAGGAGAUUCAUUGGAGACUAUGACCCCACCCUAGAAAUGAUCUACAGGCACGUGGCUGUCAUCGAUGGGGAGAUGGUGCACUUCGAGAUCCUUGACACGGCCGGACAGGAGGAGGACUCCCUGCAGAUCGAGGAGAAGAUCAAGUGGGGCGACGGCUUCGCCGUGGUGUACUCGGUGACCGACCGCUGCAGCUUCGACGAGGUGAUGCGGCUCUGCUUCCUCAUCAACCACCUGCACGCCAGCCCCAAGCGCAGCGGCGCCGCCGAGCAGCCGCCCGUCGUCAUCGUGGGCAACAAGAAGGACCUGCAGUUCGACAGGAUGGUGUCCACCGAGGACGGCGAGAACCUCUCCAAAGCCCUCAAGAUUCCCUUCUACGAGAUCUCCACCCGGGACAGCUACGAGGAGCCGGUGGCGGUGUUCGGCAGCCUCUACCAGGAGCUGCUCAGGCAGGGGCACUUCUCCCCGGGCUCCUUCAAGAGGAGGACAGUGUCCAAGCUCAUGGAGAAGAUCCCCAAGAUGCAAGCCAGCUCCACCCUGAACUCCACAGGCCGCAGCCUCAGCUUUAACUCCUUCAGGGACUACAUUCCCGAGUGAGCGGCCGCGCUCCAGCCCGGGAUGGGGGUGGCUGCUGGGGCUGUGCCGGCUCUCUGGAGGGGAAGGUCAGGAGAGGAGAGGGUGGCACUGGGGUACAGGAGCCUGUGGGUUCUUCCUACAAGGGGCUUUGUGCCGGCAGGGAAGGUUUUCUUCAUCUGUCUGAUCCCUCUGUUGCCUCCUCCCUCUCCGGCAUGGCUGCGGUGGAGCCGAGGUGGCCCUGGUGACUCCAGCGGUGUUGGGACAGCCCUUGGAGGGAGGCUCAGCCGUGUUUUGGUGGGGCUCAGACCCAGGAUAGACAUGUCUGGGGGGGCUUUUCCCCUCCCCUGAGCUGGCUGGGUGCGUCUGUACCCCAAAUCCAGCACCCACCAUGCUGGCUGACCCCGAGGCUGGCACCAGCCAUUCCCUGGGAAUGGAGCCUGCUUCCUCAGCGUGGCUGGUGAGUAAAACCCCCUGGCUCCUCAAACCCUUCCGGCCCAUCCUGGCUGCGCUCAGUAGCACGGACGCAGCGGAGCCGAUUCCAGAAGCUGUUUGCAGGUACCCCUCUGUCUGCUCAUCCACUGCCCUGUUCCCAGAGGGAAAAUCACCGUGGGCUGAGGACUUGUGCUUAGCACAGGGAUGGGGCAGGAAAGGCGUGGGGAGGAGCCAGGCUCGUGGCUCACCUUCCUUCCCUCCCUCUGGGUGUUGGGGGCUGUGUGGCUGUGCUGGGACCCUGCGGUGUGACCCCCCUGUCCCCCCGUCUUGUGACCGACCCCAUUGUCUGCUGCCGUGUCCUGUGACAAUAAAAGCCGAGUUCCCAACCGCCUGUGGCACUCCCGGGAUAGGUUAUUUCAGGGAGCUUAAGGAAAGGAGUGCACGGUGUGGGAUCACACUUAAAUUAGGGCUGGCCAUCCCCCUUAUCCUCCUCCCGAGCCCUGGCACCAUGCGCCCUCCUGGCUCCCUCCGCCCCUGAAAGGUUUCCCCGGAGGAUCACAGCCCGGGAAGCCACUUAUCCCACCU